Messenger RNA from Yamadazyma jaroonii, 1659 nucleotides. NCBI's taxonomy places the organism in Eukaryota, Fungi, Ascomycota, Pichiomycetes, Serinales, Debaryomycetaceae. The record is from the annotation of a GenBank genome assembly.
AUGCCUUCACAAGUAACGUCAUACUUCAGAGAAAGUGAAUGGAAUAUAGUUAGAGGGUAUAGAAGUGAAUUAAAGAAACUUCAACAUCUACCAACAGAAGAAUUAAAUCAAAUAGCUGAAGAAUGGCUCACUGAUUCCGGUUUAAAGACCAGUUAUCAUCAUGGUGAUUCAUCAAGCUUAUAUGCCAUAAUGCACGCGUCUCGUGGUGAAGACACCGAAGCUAUGGUAUUAUCGAUCCCUUGGAAGACUUCUGAUGGUCAUUUCAAUCUCGGAGGUGCUUCUAUAGGAAUGGCUUUAGGGAAAUAUUUCAACAGAAUGUCCAUUUGGUCAAAGAAUAUCAUCAUCGUGUUUACUGAAGAUAGUCAUAAAUCUUUACGUCAAUGGGUUGAGGCUUAUCAUACAUCGUUGGAUAAAACUGCUGGGUCUAUUGAAGCUGCUAUUAUCUUAGAGUACAAUGGGGAAUCAGAUCAUUUCGAUUAUAUUGAAAUGUGGUAUGAAGGAUUGAACGGUCAAUUACCUAAUUUGGAUUUCUUAAACACCGCCGCACAAAUUGCUUACCAUGAAAAUAUUCAUGUUUCUUUACAAAACACUCCUGGAGAGAAAGUAACGUUGAAUACCUAUAAACAAAGAUUGAAGGUAUUUGUUAAAGGUAUUAUUGGAUUAUGUUUAUCAGGAAUAGUUAAACCUAUUAAUGGAGCUGAAUCAUUUAGUGGUUGGUCAAUUCAAGCCGUUACUUUAAAAGCUCGUGGUAUCAAAGGACCCAAUGAUAUUACACAAAUGGGUAGAGUUGUGGAUUCAACUUUCAGAUCAGUCAAUAAUUUAUUGGAAAAAUUCCAUCAAUCUUUCUUUUUCUACUUAUUAAUGAGUCCAAGAUAUUUUGUAUCAAUUGGAACUUAUUUACCUUCAGCUGUAUUAAUUGCUGUCAGUUAUGCUUUAAGUUCAUUGAGUUGUUUGUUGAAUACUAACGUAUCCAUUUCAUCAUUCUUAAAUUCCAUUUCCCAAGUUUUGAUCAUUUUCACUUCAAUUGAAUUUGCUUGUUUUUUGACUGCGAAUUUAUUACCGUUCUUAAUCUUCAGAACUGUCACCGAUGAUGAUAAGAAUAAUCUUGUGACAUUAAUUAUCGUUGGUUUCUCAACUUUAAACAUUGUGUUAUCUACACCAUUCUUAUGGAAAUCCAAAUAUUUAAGAAUUUCAUCAAAAUUAUCAUACUCAUUAAUCUCAUUCAGUUUAUUUUUUAUUUCCAUGGUGAUUACAAUGUUACUUAUUCUUAACUUCUCAUUAGCUUUACUUAUUGGUUUAAUGUCAUUACCUUUAACUUUCAUCCAACCAAUUUUGAAAUCCAUUGAUAUUCAACCUUCAAAAUCAAUUGAAUCAUUCCCAUUGAUGAAUUACUUGAAUACCAUGAAACCUCAUUUAAAAUUAUUCAUUUGUUUAUUCGUUUCCAAUCCUAUAUUCAUCAUUAUUGUCACUGGUUCCUCAUACCUCGGAGAUAAUGGAGUAUAUAAUUUAAUGACAAAUUUAAUUACUUCAUGGAACGAUUUACAAUGUUGGACUUGGUACAUAGUGAUGUUAGGUUGGUUCCCAGCAUGGUUGACCAUCUCCUUUGCUUGUUUAUUAGGUAAAUUCGACUUCAUUACCUCCAGUAAGAAACUUCAAUAG